Metarhizium album ARSEF 1941 is the source of this 459-nucleotide messenger RNA. RefSeq lists its product as uncharacterized. Bases 1 to 459 code for a protein of 152 amino acids. The transcript is spliced from 3 exons. NCBI's taxonomy places the organism in Eukaryota, Fungi, Ascomycota, Sordariomycetes, Hypocreales, Clavicipitaceae. The record is from RefSeq and is a predicted model, not a curated record.
AUGCGGCUCCUCCAGCGUCUCAUGGUCAUCUUGGCCGCCGGCACCGGCGCGCUGUGCGACCCGUCCACGUCCGUCAUGGGCGUCGCCUACCGCCACGGCGGCCUGUGCUCCGGCAGCGCGCAGCCCCGGGGCGCGCAGGCCAUCAUCAUCAGCGAGAAGUGCUUCAACACCAGCAACGUAGAGUGCGUCGUUCCCUCGUUCCCUCGCUCCCUCGCUCCCUCGUUCCCUCGCUCCCUCGUUCCUCGACCCCCCGUCGAGCGGCAGAGGCCGGCACGGGAGACAUCUGCUGACGAGCGUAGAGCGCUGUACCUCGGUUCCGCGGCAGGCUCGUGCUGGGGAUAUAGGAUGCACGACUGCGGCGGGUACAAGCGGCCGAUCAACAUCACCAAGGGCUGCAACAGCCUUGUGCGUCUCAGGAACGUCCCCAUGUCUGCCAUGUGUCGCUUGCCGGUUGUGUAG